UCUCUUGUGCACAACAUAAUUCACGAGCUUGAAUGAAAUUCUAACAUAUUGACAUUAUCUUUGUAUGUUUAAUAGAUCUAAGAUUGGAAAUUUGUGUUAGUGUUCUUUUACUUACUGAUUAAUCCAACUCAUCCUUUUUUGCAGAUGUGUGGGAACUCAAGUUACUUUAACAGUUGGUUGUCCAAAUUUAUUUUGGUGGACUCCAGAAUUUACUCUUAAAGCCUUAUCCUCCCGAUCAAGAAUCUACAAAUGAAAAUCCUAUCCAAAUUAUGAUGCAUCACUGUAGAUGUCACUGGCACGCUCAUGGCCUACAAAGGGGAGCUUGGUGACUAUUACUGCAUGGCUGCCAAAUCAGUCGGUCUUCCAUGUCCCGACUAUAAGCGCGUCCAUGAGGGCUUUAAACUUGCAUAUACAGAAAUGGCAAAAAUAUCCAUGCUUCGGAUAUACUGCCAAAAUGCCAAACAUUGUAUGGUGGAAAACUUGCGUGAGAAAUUCAUUUGUCCAGGCAGGUUAUGAGUAUGAUGAAGAGACAUUUGAGGAGAUAUUUAGACGCAUAUAUGCAUCUUUCGGUUCAGCUGCACCUUACACCGUCUUUCCAGACUCCCAACCAUUCUAGAGAUGGGGAUUUGUCCUAUAAUCGGUUAACAGGGAAAAUUCCAUUCAACAUUGGUUUCCUGCAAGUGGUCACCUUGUCAUUGCAAGGUAAUCAGCUGUCAGAGCAAAUUCCAUCUGUGAUUGGUCUCAUGCAGGCCCUUGCAGUCUUAGAUCUGAGCUGUAACAUGUUAACUGGACCCAUCCCUCCUAUUUUGGGAAAUUUCACCUACAUGGAAAAACUGUGCGUUAUCCUCGAUACUUGCUAUCAUUUUUUUACACUUGUACUUAAUUUUAGGGGUCACGUUGGCAUCUUUCUUGUGCUGGUUUAAGCUUGACCUGGGUAUGAAACAUGUUGUAGGUACUUGCAUGGCAACAAACUGACCGGACAAAUCCCUCCAGAGCUUGGAAAUAUGUCAAAGCUUCAUUAUUUGUAUGCUUAGUUUCUCAUAUAUUGGAUUGUUUUGAAGCUAUGCAUGUGAUUUCAUCUGCAUGGGGAGUCCAUUUCUGCAACUUUUUUACUGAUUGAGGAUCUUUAUAACUAUUUCAUUCUCCUGUUCUAUGUAACUUUCCAAGUCCACUCUCAUGAUAAUUGUGGCAUCCUUCAUAAGCUUUAAUAAACAUCAAUUAGAAUACGUUCUGCAUGUUUCAGGCCACUUAGAACAUCUUCUCACCCCUAGCCUGACUAUUCUGUAAGUUUAUUGUUGUCCCAUUGUUGUCCCCAAUGCUGCAUAGAUUAUAAUGGUACUAUAUUCUUUG
This is a messenger RNA of Eucalyptus grandis, 1350 nucleotides long. Its product is annotated as LRR receptor-like serine/threonine-protein kinase ERECTA. Lineage: Eukaryota; Viridiplantae; Streptophyta; Magnoliopsida; Myrtales; Myrtaceae. The coding region runs from base 513 to 923 and encodes 136 amino acids. The record is from RefSeq and is a predicted model, not a curated record. Gene Ontology annotation, cellular component: plasma membrane. Gene Ontology annotation, molecular function: protein binding. The transcript is spliced from 5 exons. Gene Ontology annotation, biological process: hormone-mediated signaling pathway.